Molecule: messenger RNA, 987 nt
Organism: Arachis duranensis
Lineage: Eukaryota; Viridiplantae; Streptophyta; Magnoliopsida; Fabales; Fabaceae
Product: vestitone reductase-like
Exons: 4
Coding region: 1-987 (328 amino acids)
Molecular function (GO): oxidoreductase activity, acting on the CH-OH group of donors, NAD or NADP as acceptor
Source: RefSeq, a predicted model, not a curated record
AUGGCACAUGCAAAUAAUAAGGGUAAAGUUUGUGUCACUGGAGGCACAGGUUUUCUUGGUUCAUGGCUCGUCAAAACACUACUUGAGGAUGGUUACACUGUUAACACCACUGUUAGAUUUGAUCCAAACAUAAGCUUCCUCACAAAGCUAUCAAAAGCAUCAGAAAAGCUAAAAGUGUUCAAUGCAGAUUUAAGCAAGCCAGAGAGUUUCAACGAAGCAAUUGAAGGUUGCAUGGGGGUAUUCCACGUGGCAUCACCAAUAGACUUUGCAGUGAAGGAGGCCGAAGAAACAGUGACAAAGAGAAGCAUUGAUGGAGCCUUAGGGAUCCUAAAAGCAUGCAAGAAUUCAAAGACAGUGAAGAGGGUGGUUUACACUUCAAGUGGCUCAGCUGUUUGCUGCAAAGAAGAAUCUGAGGAGGAGGAGGAGGAUGGUUUUGAUGAGAGCAGUUGGAGUGACGUGGAGUUUCUUAGGAAAUUCAAGCCGUUUUGUUGGUCCUAUGCGGUUUCAAAGACAUUGACGGAGAAAGCUAUGCUUCAGUUUGGAGAAAACAAUUAUUUGGAAGUUGUGUCUUUGGUUGCUCCUCUUAUUGUUGGACCAUUCAUCUCUCCAGAGCUUCCUGAUUCGGUUGAGAAAGGACUUGUUUUGGUGUUAGGUAAGAAGGAUAAAAUUGGGAUUACACGUUUCCACAUGGCGCAUGUUGAUGAUGUAGUUAGAGCACAUAUAUUCUUGCUUGAGCACCCUAACCCUAAAGGGAGAUAUAUUUGCUCACCAUUUUCCAUAGAUAUUCAAGAAAUGGCUAAAAUUCUUUCAGCCAUGUACCCAGAAUUUGAAAUACCAGCAACACAUGAGCUGAAGGAAAUUAAGGGGUUCAAGCUACCACGUCUAAUCUCAAACAAACUCAUAGAUGCUGGAUUUGAGUUCAAGAAUAGCAUCGAGGAUAUGUUUAAGGAUGCAAUUGAAUGCUGCGUGGAUAAGGGAUUUCUUUGA